Hevea brasiliensis (rubber tree) is the source of this 904-nucleotide messenger RNA. Its product is annotated as ubiquitin-conjugating enzyme E2-17 kDa. Gene Ontology annotation, biological process: protein polyubiquitination. Gene Ontology annotation, molecular function: ubiquitin conjugating enzyme activity. The transcript has 5 exons. NCBI's taxonomy places the organism in Eukaryota, Viridiplantae, Streptophyta, Magnoliopsida, Malpighiales, Euphorbiaceae. Bases 164 to 610 code for a protein of 148 amino acids. The record is from RefSeq and is a predicted model, not a curated record. Gene Ontology annotation, cellular component: nucleus.
CAGGGCGUCGAUCUUACGCCAAAUCGAAGUGAUAGAAAAUUCUAGAAGCAGAGCAGACAUUUCUUCCUCUUAGUUGUAUAAGAAUCCUAUCAAUCUACUCUUCUCUUCUACUUCAUUUACAUUCUCUCUUCCUCUAGGAUUUCAUUGGUGAAUUUGAUUUGAUAUGGCAUCAAAGCGCAUUCUGAAAGAGCUCAAGGAUUUGCAGAAGGAUCCUCCUACCUCUUGCAGUGCUGGUCCUGUGGCUGAGGACAUGUUCCAUUGGCAAGCAACGAUUAUGGGUCCUGCUGAUAGCCCUUAUGCUGGAGGAGUCUUCUUAGUUUCUAUUCAUUUCCCUCCUGAUUAUCCCUUUAAACCUCCCAAGGUUGCUUUUAGGACAAAAGUCUUCCACCCGAACAUUAAUAGUAAUGGAAGCAUAUGUCUGGAUAUUCUUAAGGAACAAUGGAGCCCAGCGCUAACAAUCUCCAAGGUGCUCUUGUCUAUAUGCUCCCUGUUGACUGAUCCAAAUCCUGAUGAUCCACUCGUCCCUGAAAUUGCUCACAUGUACAAGACUGACAGAGCCAAGUAUGAGGCCACUGCUCGCAGCUGGACACAGAAGUAUGCCAUGGGUUGAUCAGGAACAACCCCUCCACCAAAUUCAAAAGAAUUUGCUACCCCAUGUUUGUUAUAUCAGUUAGGUAAAAUAACGGAAGAGCUAAAAUGCCCUUUUGUUUCUGAUGUUUUUGUUGCGGACUCGAUGUUGGAAAGAUCCUGUUAGUCUGUGGAUAUUUGUUGAACACGAGGGAGGGUAGAAAAUUGUAAUAUAUGUUCUCUUGUUCAAUGAACCGCUUGUGUUUAUCUUAUACUCAUAAUGUUAUGUAUGGUUGGAUGCUUUAAAUGAUUGAUUCAGAAGUGAAAGUGUUGUCUA